AGUACCAGGCUAUCACACAGCCAGCUGGAGAGCAUCUCCGGACUCAUUUACUUGGUAGUUUAGUUUGCAUUAAACCUGAAUAGACUGCUCGCAAAGAAGUAUAAUGCUGAGCGCCCCGCACGGCAAGCGUUGUGUUGAGUAUUGAGUGAAUUUCGAAAUCGUGAAACUUCAGAAUGCCACCGAAAACUGCAAGCGGGAACGCAACCAAGAAGGCUGGAAAGGCACAGAAGAACAUCCACAUCAACACUACCGACAAGAAGAAGAGGCGCAAGGUCAGGAAGGAGAGCUAUGCCAUCUAUAUCUACAAAGUUCUGAAGCAAGUCCACCCGGACACUGGUGUCUCCUCCAAGGCGAUGAGCAUCAUGAACAGCUUUGUAAACGAUAUCUUCGAGCGCAUUGCCUCGGAAGCCUCUCGUUUGGGUCACUACAACAAAAAGUCCACCAUCACAAGUCGGGAAAUCCAAACGGCUGUGCGGCUACUUCUGCCGGGAGAGCUGGCCAAGCACGCCGUCAGUGAGGGAACCAAGGCCGUCACGAAGUACACCAGCUCUAAGUAAAUGCUCUUCACUGCAGCAAUAUACGAAUGUGCGAGUAAUUAAGCUCUUGGCAGGGCCCUAAAUGUUUGUCAUAAAGAAAUAGAAUUUAACAUACUAAUAAAUUUAUUUUGUAUCUUGAA
Molecule: messenger RNA, 676 nt
Organism: Drosophila persimilis
Lineage: Eukaryota; Metazoa; Arthropoda; Insecta; Diptera; Drosophilidae
Product: histone H2B-like
Exons: 1
Coding region: 174-557 (127 amino acids)
Cellular component (GO): nucleosome
Molecular function (GO): DNA binding; structural constituent of chromatin; protein heterodimerization activity
Source: RefSeq, a predicted model, not a curated record